Messenger RNA from Solanum stenotomum, 1082 nucleotides. Its product is annotated as 1-aminocyclopropane-1-carboxylate oxidase 1. The transcript has 4 exons. Bases 120 to 1067 code for a protein of 315 amino acids. NCBI's taxonomy places the organism in Eukaryota, Viridiplantae, Streptophyta, Magnoliopsida, Solanales, Solanaceae. The record is from RefSeq and is a predicted model, not a curated record.
UCAUUAUUUGUACAUCAAACAUUAAUAUUCAUCUCUUCAAUCUUUUGUAUUCAUAUUCACAUAUUCUAUUUAUUUAAUACACUUAGAAAAACACCUAUACACUUUACCAAGAAAUUAAGAUGGAGAACUUCCCAAUUAUUAACUUGGAAAAGCUCAAUGGAGAUGAGAGGGCCAACACCAUGGAAAUGAUUAAAGAUGCUUGUGAGAAUUGGGGCUUCUUUGAGUUGGUGAACCAUGGAAUUCCACAUGAAGUAAUGGACACAGUAGAUAAAAUGACAAAGGGACAUUACAAGAAGUGCAUGGAACAGAGGUUCAAAGAAUUGGUAGCAAGCAAGGGUCUUGAAGCUGUUGAAGCUGAGGUUACUGAUUUAGAUUGGGAAAGCACUUUCUUCUUGCGCCAUCUUCCUACUUCUAAUAUCUCUCAAGUACCCGAUCUUGAUGACGAAUACAGAGAGGUAAUGAGAGAUUUUGCUAAAAGAUUGGAGAAAUUGGCAGAGGAGUUACUUGACUUGCUUUGUGAAAAUCUUGGACUUGAAAAAGGUUACUUGAAAAAUGCCUUUUAUGGAUCAAAAGGUCCCAAUUUUGGGACUAAAGUUAGCAACUAUCCACCAUGUCCUAAGCCUGAUUUGAUAAAGGGACUCCGCGCUCAUACAGACGCUGGUGGCAUCAUACUUCUAUUCCAAGAUGACAAAGUGAGUGGCCUUCAACUCCUCAAAGACGAGCAAUGGAUCGAUGUUCCUCCCAUGCGCCACUCUAUUGUGGUUAACCUUGGUGACCAACUUGAGGUGAUCACGAAUGGGAAAUACAAGAGUGUGAUGCACAGAGUGAUUGCACAAACAGACGGGACACGAAUGUCACUAGCCUCAUUUUACAAUCCAGGAAGUGAUGCAGUAAUAUAUCCAGCAAAAACUUUGGUUGAAAAAGAGGCAGAGGAAAGUACACAAGUUUAUCCAAAGUUUGUGUUUGAUGAUUACAUGAAGUUAUAUGCUGGACUUAAGUUUCAAGCCAAAGAGCCAAGAUUUGAAGCAAUGAAGGCAAUGGAAAGUGAUCCAAUUGCAAGUGCUUAGAUUCCAAUUCAAUUA